Phlebotomus argentipes is the source of this 765-nucleotide messenger RNA. RefSeq lists its product as uncharacterized. NCBI's taxonomy places the organism in Eukaryota, Metazoa, Arthropoda, Insecta, Diptera, Psychodidae. The transcript has 3 exons. The coding region runs from base 1 to 765 and encodes 254 amino acids. The record is from RefSeq and is a predicted model, not a curated record.
AUGAGCGUGUUUAAGUGGAAAGUGUUGGUGAUUCUCUGCUCAUGUGUUCUCUUUCGGACAAUCUUGAGCAGCACCGUGCCGAUAAGGGUCGAAUCGGUGGAAUCAAAGGCUGCAGAUCGCCCAAAAUUCACAGGACUUCUUCCUAUAGUGCGACAUUGCGUGCGACAGAGUGAGAUUAUCGGUUGUUUCAAGAACUAUGCGAUAGAGAAGCUGGACAAUGCGAUUGAAAGUGAUCGUUCAUAUGUCAUCAAUGAAUUCAUAUCCAUCAAACGUGAUCCAAAUUACCAGCGCGAAUUGGCAGAGUCUGGAGAAAGCGAAAGGAGUAUUAAUCAGAUUCUCUUCUCGCGGAUUCGAGAUUUUAUCGCUUCACGGAUAAUCAGCAUAAAGUUCACACCUAACUUCAUGGAAGAAGGUCGCAAGAAAAAAUACGGCGGAGGAAAGCAUGGUCAUGGGAUGAUGAUGGGCGGCUUUGCCAUGGUAGGUAUGAUGCUUCACUUAGUCCUGGGAAAGCUCGCCUUCCUGGCCGGAGCGGCUCUUCUGAUGGCCAAGAUGUCCCUGUUCUUGUCACUCAUGGGUUCCAUGAAGAAAUUGGUCACCGGAGGAAGCUCUGGCGAUAGUCACGUCGUCGUCACUGAACACGGACACGGUCACGGCGGUGGUUAUGGUGGAAACGGAUGGCAGCGAAGCAUCAAUUCGCGGACACCCGAUGGAGAUCAGCAAUUGCCCUACAAAGGCUACACAUCGAGCGAAUUGGCCGGCGUGUAG